AUGAAGACGAAGCAUCUUCUCUCCCUCGCUGCCAUGGCUGGUCUAGCAUCAGCAUUGGACCGCAGCAGCUCUUGUAACAUCACCACCGUUCAGAGCAUCGUUAACAACCUCGGACUCAACGGGACGAAUGCAACAGUCGAAUUCACCUACCGUCUUGAUUCAAACGAUACCAUAGCAGCAUUCAAGACAGCCGUUGGCGCCGCAAACUUUCAAACCGAUAUCCCACCAGUCUGCGCUAUCCGUAUCAAUGGUUCGACAAGCGAAGGCGCCAAUUUCGGAUUCGCGGCUUUGUUGCCUGAUACUUGGAAUAAUCGGAUUAUUAUUGAGUGGCCCGUUAUGAGUGCCAGUCUCAAAUAUGGCGUGGCAGCUAUUGGCUCCAACAGUGGCCACGAUGUUAGCGACAUGAAUCCAGAAUGGGUCACAGGUGAAGACGCCCUCAUCGACUGGGGAUACCGUGCAUUGCACGAAUCGACCGUCCUAGGGAAAGCAUUGGUCGGGGCGUGGUAUGGCAACGCAUCAGUAUACAAUUAUCUGGCAGGCUGCUCUACGGGUGGCCGUCAAGCAUUCAAAAAUGUGCAGACUUAUCCAACAGACUACGACGGCGUGAUUGCAGGUGCGCCGGCAUGGUGGACUACGCAUCAGCAGCUCUGGAAUUUGAAGUAUACGACGUACAACGCACCGCAGAACUCGACGCAUUCCAUUCCGACGUCUAUGUUCAGCGUUAUUGGUGACGAGGUUUUGAGGCAAUGCGAUCCCCAAGAUGGGCUCGUGGACUCGGUGAUUUCAGAUCCCGCCGGAUGCAACUUUGAUCCUAUGCAGCUUGUCUGUAGUAGCAAUCAGACGACCGAUUGUCUUACCCCAGCGCAGUUGCCUACACUAUAUAAGAUCUAUAAUGACUGGGUUGAUGUCAAUCAAACUUUUGUAUACAGCCACCUGUUUUACGGCAGCGAGGCCAGUUGGGCCGCGCAAAUCGGUGAUGGCGACUUGACCACAAUCGAGUCGGAAUACUGGUACAUCACAAACUUGCUCGGUCUCACAAACUUCACGUAUCAAGAUCUAGAUUAUGGUACCGUGCUUCUGGCGGAACGAUUAGAUCCCGGAAAUGCCACUGCUGAUGAUUUUGAUAUCUCUCCUUUCUACGAGAAUGGAGGGAAAAUCAUUCAUUGGCAUGGUCUGUCUGAUGGCGCUGUCUCGCCUGGUGCAAGUGUCUAUUUGCACGAUCACAUCGAAUCGGCUAUGCUAGCUCAGGGUAUUGAAAUUGAUGACUUUUAUCGCACUUUCUUCAUUCCUGGCCUUGAACACUGCUUCGGCACACCAGACAACCAAAACGCGCCUUGGUACCUCGCCGGUCCUUAUCAAGCAAGUCUAUACGACUUUGUCCCCGCUAACAUCGUCGACAACACGGUUCAUGAUUCAAUGUUGUCGUUAAUGGCGUGGGUUGAGAAUGGGACUGCUCCGGAUUAUUUGGUUUCGACUGGAUUUGUGAACAAUUCAGAUCCAACCACGGUCAAACUUAACAGGCGCAUUUGUCCGUAUCCGCAGCAGGCGUCGUAUAGCGGUGUGGGCAAUGUGACUGAGGAGGAUAAUUGGGCGUGUAAGGAUCUCUAUUAG
Molecule: messenger RNA, 1611 nt
Organism: Talaromyces amestolkiae
Lineage: Eukaryota; Fungi; Ascomycota; Eurotiomycetes; Eurotiales; Trichocomaceae
Exons: 3
Coding region: 1-1611 (536 amino acids)
Source: RefSeq, a predicted model, not a curated record